AUGUCCCCACUGGCCUCACUCCUGAUGCUGCUGUUGUUGUGGGGGUCAGCGUGUGCUGGGGUCUGGGGGUCCCCGGCUGGGACUGGGGCUGGCCAGCAGCCUCAGUCUCCCCAGAGGUUCCCAGUUUCUCGUUAUAGAAGCUACCAGCUGAGGGUGCAGGAGGUGGUGACGGUGCAGGAGGGCCUGUGCGUCUCCAUACCCUGCACCUUCUCCCACCCCUGGAUGGGCUGGGUCAGGUCUGAUCCAGCUCAUGGCUACUGGUUCCGGGAACAGACCGAUGUUCUCACUGGGGCUCCAGUGGCCACAAACAAUCCAGAAAGGAAAGUAGAAGAGGGGACCAGAGGCCGAUUCCAGCUCCUCGGGGACCCCAAGGACGGGAGCUGCUCGCUGCUGGUCAGAGAUGCAAGGAGGCAGGACGCGGCCAACUACUUCUUUCAGGUGGAGAGAGGAAACAUUGUGAAAUAUAAUUAUAAAGAACACAUGGUAACCCUGAGAGUGACAGACCUGAUGCAGAAGCCUGGCAUCUACGUCCCUGAGACCCUGGAGCCUGGCCGCCCAGCAACACUGCUCUGUGUGUUUCCUGGGGACCCUGAAGGAUGUCCAUCCCCCACGUUUUCCUGGACUGGGGUGGCCCUCUCCUCACAAGGAGCUGCACCACGAAACUACAUCUCCUUCUCUGUGCUCCCUGUCACCCCGAGGCCCCAAGACCACAAAGCCUGGCUCACCUGUGGAGUGGAAUUGAAAAAUGGUGUGAGCUCCUCAAACAAGGUCCAGCUGAGAGUGGCCCAUGCCCCGAAGGACCUUAUCAUCAGCUUUUCUCUGACCAAUACAUCAGUUCGGAGACUUCUGGGAAAGGACUCACGAGUGGACGUCAAGAAAGGCCAGUUCCUACGGCUGCUCUGUGCGGCUGAUGGCCACCCCCCACCCACGCUGAGCUGGGUCCUGAGUGACAGGGUGCUCUCCUGGUCCCCUCCCUCGGGGCCCAGAAGCCUGAUACUGGAGCUGCCUCAGGUGGGACCCAAGGACGCAGGGCGCUACACCUGCCGAUCAGAGAACAGGCUGGGCUCCCAGCAGCGCUGGCUGGACCUAUCUGUGCACUACCCUCCAGAGAACCUGUCAGUGAUGGUGUCCCCAGCAAACAGGACAGCCAUGGAAAACUUCACGAAUGGCAUGGCCCUCCCAGUCCUAGCGGGCCAGUCCCUGUGUCUCAUCUGUGUGGCUGACAGCAGACCCCCUGCCACGCUGAGCUGGGACUGGGGGAAACUCCCCCUGAACCUCUCACAGUCCUCAGACCCCGGGGUCCUGGAGCUGCCUCGGGUGCAGAAGGAGGAUGAAGGGGAGGUCACCUGUCGAGCUCGGAACUCUCUGGGCUCCCAGCACGUGACUCUGCACCUCUCUGUGCUCUACCCCCCUGAGCUGCUUGGCCCCUCCUGCUCCUGGGAGGCCGAGGGUCUGCGCUGUAACUGCUCUGCCCGAGCCCGGCCGGUGCCCUCGCUGCUCUGGUGGGUUGGGGACCGGCUGGUGGAGGGGAACAGCAGCAACAUCCCUGUCACUGUCACCUCCAUCUCGGAGGGACCCUGGGCCAACAGCUCCCUGACCCUCCAUGAGCAGCUCAGCCUAGACCUCGGACUUCACUGCGAGGCCAGGAAUGACCACGGGCUCCACAGAGUCACUGUCCUGCAGCUGCCAGGGAGCCCUGAACCUGGGGGAGGAUCUGUCCUGGCGGCGGCCCUGGGAGCUGGUCUCACGGCCCUGCUCGGUCUCUGUUCCUGCCUCAUCUUCCUCAUGGUGAAGACCUGCAGGACGAAGACAGCCAGGCCGGCUGCCGGAGGACCCCGUGGCCGCUCUGUCUCGAGUGACACCUCUCGGGGUCACCAGUGGAAGUCGCAGCCAGGCAGACCCCCAGACGCCUCACCGCUGGCUGUGGUCACCUCACCUCCAGCUGUGGCCAGCUCCCACUUGGAAGAAGACCAGGAGCUCCAUUACGCCUCCCUCGUCUUCCGGGGACUGAAGCCCCAGGAACCUCAAGACCAGGAGGACACCAGCACCAACGAGUACUCGGAGAUCAAGAUCUGGGGACUGAAGCCCCAGGAACCUCAGGACCAGGAGGACACCAGCACCAACGAGUACUCAGAGAUCAAGGCCCACUAG
Elephantulus edwardii (Cape elephant shrew) is the source of this 2151-nucleotide messenger RNA. RefSeq names its product sialic acid binding Ig-like lectin 11 (gene SIGLEC11). Gene Ontology annotation, molecular function: sialic acid binding. The record is from RefSeq and is a predicted model, not a curated record. The transcript is spliced from 10 exons. Gene Ontology annotation, cellular component: plasma membrane. NCBI's taxonomy places the organism in Eukaryota, Metazoa, Chordata, Mammalia, Macroscelidea, Macroscelididae. Gene Ontology annotation, biological process: cell adhesion. Bases 1 to 2151 code for a protein of 716 amino acids.